AAGCUACAACUGUCAAAAUGCAGUGAAUGUUUAUAAAAAAAGUGACUUCCAUGUUCAGAAAUACGUAAUUUUAUCAAGCAAUUUUUAUUUGGGAUUGCUUUUAUUGCUUCAACACGACACAUUCUUUUCAAGGACAUGGAAGACGAAUUAGAGGACAGAGUUUUGCACCAAACCUACGUUUCGUUCAUGAAAAUUUUGUCACGUUUCUCGAGCAGUGCACCGUUUGAUACUCCUGUGAGCUAUUUAUGGAAAAUGGUGCGUCUUUAUUUACUUCGAUCAGAAGUACUAGUGUUCACUUUAGGCAUCAUAAUAUUUUUCAUGUAUCUCCAAACGAUAGAAUUAUGGAGUCGCACAUUACUGAGCAGAUUAUCGCAAGCAUUGAGUCCAAUGGGAGCUGUGCAACGAAUGAAGUUUAUGGAGGGCUCUGAGGCCGAUAAGCAAAGUUGGGAGCUGAAAGGCACCUUAAGUGCAGCUUAUGCAAUCAAAGGAAGGAGAAUGCACAUGGAAGACCGAUUCAUAAUAAAUGAAAACAUUAACAAUACAGGUAUUUCCCUGUUUGCUAUUUUUGACGGACAUGGUGGCGAAUUUGCUGCCAAUUACGCCAAAGAACAUCUUAUUCAAAACCUGUUCAACAAGAUAGUGGAGCUUAGUGCUGUUAGAGAGGGUAAAAUAAUAAGUACUCCCCCUAAGGAGAGUCCAGAAGAACCGAAGCCCAAAGAAGAGAGCAAUGCAAGUGUUGAAAGAAAAACUAGCUUCAAAAAAGCUGUCAGUACAGCAGAUGACACUUCACGGAAAGAAAUCACUGACCCUGAGCUGUUAGCUCAGCUUUCGAAAGCCAGACCGAUUAUUACAAGAGAAGUGAGGCCUACAGUGAAACCGAUCAAGAAUAUAGCUAUACCAAUAUCGAGCUAUUUGGACAAAGGCAAGAUUAAUUAUGGUAAGCUGCUCACUGAUGAAGUGCUAGCUGCAGACAGGCUCCUGGUGGAGGCAGCCAAGCGUUCCUUGAAUGUGGCCGGAACUACAGCUCUCAUUGCUGUGAUGGAAAAUAACUAUUUGAUUGUUGCCAAUGUUGGUGAUUCUCGAGGAGUUAUGUGUGACUCCCGUGGGAAUGCUAUACCAGUUUCUUUUGACCAUAAACCCCAGCAGGUAAGAGAACAGAAAAGAAUUGAAGCUGCUGGAGGAUAUAUUGCUUUCAAUGGUGUGUGGAGAGUUGCUGGAAUAUUAGCUACGUCUCGAGCCAUGGGAGACUAUCCUCUCAAAGAUAAGAAGUUUGUCAUAGCUGACCCAGACAUUCUUACAUUUAACCUCAAUGACCACAAGCCAAUGUUUUUAGUGUUGGCCUCAGAUGGCCUUUGGGACACCUUUUCUAACGAAGAAGCUGUCAAAUUUAUAAAAGAAAGAUUGGAUGAGCCAGAUUAUGGUGCCAAAAGCCUUACACUACAAGCAUAUUAUCGAGGAUCAGUGGAUAACAUCACUGUCUUAGUUAUAAAUUUUUUAAACAACAAAAUAGCUGCUGCAUCCAUCACUGAGUAAUUAAACAGUCUUUA
This is a messenger RNA of Ostrinia furnacalis (Asian corn borer), 1547 nucleotides long. Its product is annotated as protein phosphatase 1L. The record is from RefSeq and is a predicted model, not a curated record. NCBI's taxonomy places the organism in Eukaryota, Metazoa, Arthropoda, Insecta, Lepidoptera, Crambidae. The transcript has 2 exons. Gene Ontology annotation, molecular function: protein serine/threonine phosphatase activity; cation binding. The coding region runs from base 136 to 1533 and encodes 465 amino acids. Gene Ontology annotation, biological process: protein dephosphorylation.